CGAGAGAAAGUCCCUGCCCCAGAGAGCUUCCCCUCUGCCCAGAAAAGGCGAAGGAUGCGAGGGGACAUGACUUGCAGAGCAUCGCACGGCAGGACAGUGGUAGAGCCGGGAUUAACAUCCAGGACUCCUGAGUCCCCGCUGGGUAGCCUACCCAGUACACCACUCUGCCUCACCGCUGGCCAGUUUUGGGACGAUGAGGAUGAGUUCCAUCCGUUCAUCGAGGCACUGCUCCCCCACGUCCGGGCCUUUGCCUACACCUGGUUCAACCUGCAGGCCCGCAAGCGCAAGUACUUCAAGAAGCACGAGAAGAGGAUGACAAAGGAUGAGGAGAGGGCAGUGAAGGACGAGCUGCUGAACGAGAAGCCUGAGGUCAAGCAGAAGUGGGCGUCCCGGCUGCUGGCCAAGCUACGCAAGGACAUCCGGCCCGAGUUCCGGGAGGACUUUGUGCUUUCCAUCACGGGCAAGAAGCCCUCCUGCUGCGUCCUCUCCAACCCCGACCAGAAGGGCAAGAUGCGGCGCAUCGACUGCCUGCGCCAGGCCGACAAGGUGUGGCGCUUGGACCUGGUCAUGGUGAUCCUCUUCAAGGGUAUCCCGCUGGAGAGCACGGAUGGGGAGCGGCUGGUCAAGGCAGCCCAGUGCACCAACCCCAUCCUGUGCGUCCAGCCCCACCAUAUCAGCGUCUCCGUCAAGGAGCUCGACCUGUACCUGGCCUACUUCGUCCGCGAGAGAGAUUCAGAGCAAAGCAGCAGUCCAAGGACAGGGAUCGGCUCGGACCAGGAGGACAGCAAACCGAUCACAUUGGAUACAACAGACUUCCAGGAGAGCUUUGUCACGUCAGGGGUAUUCAGCGUCACGGAGCUCAUCCAGGUCUCCCGAACACCAGUGGUGACAGGCACGGGGCCAAAUUUCUCUCUGGGUGAGUUGCAGGGUCAUCUGGCCUAUGAUCUGAACCCCACGAGCACUGGCAUGAGAAGGACGCUCCCCAGCACCUCCUCCAGCGGGAGUAAACGACACAAGUCUGGCUCCAUGGAGGAUGACAUAGACACGAGUCCGGGGGGCGAGUACUACACCUCGCCCAGCUCGCCCACGAGCAGCAGCCGCAAUUGGACAGAAGACAUGGAAGGGGGCAUCUCCCCCGUGAAAAAGACAGAGAUCGACAAAUCGCCCUUCAACAGCCCGUCGCCCCAGGACUCUUCUCCAAGGCUGAGCUUCACCCAGCAUCACCGUCCGGUCAUUGCCGUGCACAGCGGUAUCGCUCGAAGCCCACACCCUUCAUCUACUCUGCAUUUCCCCACCACCUCGAUCCUCCCCCAGGCGGCCUCCACCUACUUCCCCCACACGGCCAUACGGUACCCGCCUCAUCUCAACCCGCAGGACCCCCUGAAAGAUCUCGUCUCACUGGCCUGCGACCCGUCCAAUCAGCAGCCUGGACCGCCUACUCUGCACCCGGCACGCCCCCUGCGAAUCGUUCCUUCGUGGGAUUAGGACCAAGGGAUCCGGGAAGUAUGUACCAGGCACAGUCCUGGUACCUGGGAUAAUCACAGCUACCCCAUCCCGUCGCCUCCCUUCUCCUCUGCUUUGGGCAUCCCGAGAGGAAAAGAAGUAACAGCCCCAGGCCCAGCCUUUCGGUGAAGAUGGAGAGAGCGAAUUACCGAUGAUGACGAAAAGAAAAAGAGAACCAGACCCAAGACGUUACAAGGAAGGAAGGAAGGAAAAGGUUCAAACUUUUUUAAAAAGUAAAAACAAGCAAAAACCCUACAGACAAAACAGCAAUCCACGCACAUGACGAUGCGGAGUCCCGUUUGCCAGAAACACUAUUUGCCCUGCCGGCUGACCUCCUGGGAAGAGAACGGACACAGCUCAUGACACAGGUCUCUUCCAGCAGCAGCAGCAGUGCCGGAGUCUCGCCUGCAGUUCUCCAAAGGGUUGUAUAUGCAAAAUUGUCUUUCUGAUUUACUCCUUCAUUCAUGCCUCUCGUGAGUAGAAAAGAACAAAUUUCCCAGGCUCCCCCACCCCACCCCAGCCCACCCUCCUCAGCAAACUGUUUACUUUCCAGGAGGGUGCUGGGGCUGGGUGGGAAGGCAAAGAGACAAGGCAUUCAGUUGUUUCUGAACCAGAGGUGCUGGGUGGGGCAGGCGAGCGCUCCUUAGUGCUGUUGCUCCCUGUUCCACCCCAGACAAGACGCCUCCAGCCACCUGCUGGCCCAGAGUUCGGACAACGAGUUCGCCUUUUCUUUGUUUCUUCUUAAAUGCUCUAUGCCAUUAAAUGCUCUUCGUUAGGGUGGGGAACCAAGCCCUCCUGGGAUCUUGGCACUGCUUUCUGGUGCACUAGAGGAGUGGCAUUGUGGGGAAGCGGGGGUGGCGGGGGUACACGGGCUGGAGCCCCUUUAAUCCUUCUCUUUCUCGGAUUGCCUUUGGGCACUACCGGCUGCAGAAGGGGAGGGACAGAAUUCGGCUGUCCCCUGAGCUGAGCCCCAGGCUGUGCAUCUGGGCUCCUCUGUACGUAGAGCCCGUGUUUCCAGGCGAGGAACAAGCAGGCCAACUGGGGAGCAGGGCACUGGCUUCAAGGGGGGACGUUGCCACAGCUUGGAGCCUUGGCACAAGCCAGCACUGCAGGAGGAGAUGGGUCUGAGACUCACCACCCGGCUGGCUGGAAUGCGCAAGGCGCAUAGAUAACACUGCUGUUCAGAUUGGCACUAACGGGCUCUGGGAAUUAGCCCUGGAGCUCCGUUUGGAAAUCAAGGGGGUGGAAAUUUCUGAAUUACAGAUCGGCUGAAACAGCUGAGUCCAAAACUCCAAAUCUCUCCUCUGGUAAUAAUUCUCCCGAUGGCAUCUGCUAUUCCCCAGGUGCCUUCCCCUGCUGCCAAGCCCUGCCAACCGGAACCAGCUGGGAGCAAAUCCCUGUCUCUCUUCAGUGAAAGACACGACGCCAGUGUCCUGCUGGGUGUGGCGUGGCGUGGCUCCGUCGCAGUCCAUGGGUGGGACUAUUCCACCCUUACGUGGGUGUCACGCCCAUAGCGCAGGGCUGCGCCAACGUAGCGUGCCACACUGGUAAACUUUCCAUACUGGAGCUUAUGCCGCGUAGCUCCUGGCAAAUGUGGGGCCUGUUUGAAAACCCCUCAACUCUCUUUGUGUGGGGGCGAGGCGGGGCUGGACUCUGCUACCAGGGCAGGGCCUGGGAUUUGUGUGGACCGAGUCUUCUUCUCGCUUGGCUCUGGAAAGUUAGGAUGGGACAGGUGGGCCGAGGGGAGGGAAGGUUGGAGCGAGAUUUCCCCCACGCACCUGUGUACAAAGAGCUAUGCACACCUGUGGACAGGUACCAUGUAGACUAGUGGCGAGAUGGUUGCAAUUGUGUUGCACAUUUUGUAGGAAAUGCACUUUUAAGAGGGAAUGAU
Molecule: messenger RNA, 3394 nt
Organism: Dermochelys coriacea (leatherback sea turtle)
Lineage: Eukaryota; Metazoa; Chordata; Testudines; Dermochelyidae
Gene: NFIC
Product: nuclear factor I C
Exons: 10
Coding region: 55-1485 (476 amino acids)
Biological process (GO): regulation of transcription by RNA polymerase II
Cellular component (GO): nucleus
Molecular function (GO): RNA polymerase II cis-regulatory region sequence-specific DNA binding; DNA-binding transcription factor activity, RNA polymerase II-specific
Source: RefSeq, a predicted model, not a curated record